AUGGAUCUGCAGACCUGGCUGCCUGGGAUCAGGGUGUUUUCUCUCCCCUCCAGGCUGACUUUUGUCUCAAUGCUCCCAGUGUCACAAAGACCCUGGCGGGGGCCCCCAAGGCGUGAGCCAAUCCCUGGCGAGGAGACGCCUCUCCAUUUCCCACCACAACCUCGCCUUACCCCCCCCCCCUCGCCCCCUACCCCAGCAGAGACUAGAGCCCUUUGUAUGUGCGGAGCAGCCAUGGCCGCUAACGGGAGCCCAGGGCCGAGCCUGCCAGAUACGCUCUCCUCCUGCCCCGUGUGCCUGGAAUAUUUCAUAGAUGCCAGCUGUGGGCACAACAUCUGCCCGCGGGCCUGCAUCCCACACCCCCUGGAGGAACCGGAGUGGAGCCCUUGCUGUCCUAGAUGCCAGAAGCCCGUCCUGCAUGUUUCAUGUGCCACAUACUGGGAUAUGUCGAAAGAGCGGCUGGCCUAUCUGAUAAAAGAGAGAGAAGAAGCCAAAGCUGAUGAGGAGAUGCAAAGUGAGAAGCUGCUGAAACAGAUGGAAGCCGAGAGACAGAGGAUCCUCUGCAAAUGGAAGGAUCUACGUGGGUUUCUGGAGAAGCAGGAGCAGCUGCUGCUGUCCCAGCUGGAAAAGCUGGACAGAACCAUUGUCAAGAGAAGGGACGAGAGCAUCUCUGAACUGUCCCGAGAGAUUUCUCUGCUCAGUGAACUGCUCGGUCAGAGGGGAGGAGAGAACGAGCAGGCGCCACUGAGCCAGUCUGUACAGGGUGUGGGCAGCUCUGGGAGCAGCAGGGAGGACAGGACGCUGCAGAAGCCAGAGUCUGGGUUUGUGGAGCUGGAGAAGAGACUUGGGGAUUUCUCUCAGAGAAGUGCCAUCCUGCUGGAGCUGCUGCAGGGAUUCAAAGAGACUCUGCGACUGGAGCUGGACAGCGACAUAGGUUUUCUAAUUCCAAAACCUGACAUGAUUGCCCGGGUGGAAUGGGGCAAAGAACCCUGGGUGCCCGAUCUCCAAUGCUCUAAGGAAAGAGAGAUCCUGAGAAACAUCCGCACAGCAGGUGAUGGAAUGAUGAGUGGGAAUGAGGAGGAGAAUCCACAGCAGGAAGGUCCCAAGCAAGUGGAACCUCACGGGGUGGUAUCGGGAAUAUCCAAAGCGAACGUUUCCCAGAGUCCUGAUCUGGAAGAAGCCCAUGAGAGUCGGUGCAGGUCAGAAAGGCAGCAGGAAAACUACCAAGGAAAGAUACAGGGUAAAUCCACUCACCAAGGGGAAGGCUCGGAGGAUCUCAAUGAAACGGUGAUCCAGCUGAGAAUCGGCACUAAAAAGAAACAGCAUGAAUGUAUUGAGUGCGGGAAAAAGUUCAAUCACAAAUCAAAUCUUACUAGACAUCUGAAACUGCACACAGGAGAGAAACCAUUUAUGUGCAGUGACUGUGGGAAAACCUUCACUCGGAGGUCACACCUCAUUUCGCACCAGACAACGCACUCGGGUCAGAAACCUUAUCCCUGCUGUGAGUGUGGGGACAGAUUCACACGGUGCUCAAACCUUAUUUCACAUCAGAGAAUCCACAUGGGAGAGAGACCCUAUAAGUGCCCCGACUGUGGGAAAAGCUUCAGUUCAAAAUCAAACCGCACUGUUCAUCAGAGAAUCCACACCGGAGUAAAACCUUAUAAGUGUGCUGACUGUGGGGAAAGUUUCAUUCAGAGCUCACACCUGGUUGUUCAUCAAAGAACACACACGGGAGAGAGACCCUAUACAUGCCCUGACUGUGGGAAAAGCUACAAGGCGAAGGUUGCUCUAAUUUCCCAUCAAAAAGUCCACAGAAGAUGGGAGCUCUCACUGUGGGGCAAUGGGUCUGUGCCCACUUGCAAUAAACUAUAAUUUGCUUCAUUUGAGGGUGGAUCUGGGUAGGGCAGCAGGUGGCUAGAUGGUUUGGGUUCCAGUGGAUGGUGGUUUAGGCCAGAAUAGGAUGGAGCACUACUGAGGAGAUGGGUCAUAUCAGGGUCUGGGAGGAGCAGGUGAUGGAAUUAAUGGGGAGACAUUUCUGUGGGUUCCACGCACACUUUCCAAUUUAGAGAAGAGGUAAACUAAAGCUCCCUUGCAGUUUGUCUCAGAGACACGUCGGCUGCUCCUAAGACCUCUUGGGCAGGGGCAGAGGCACAUUAUUCAGGGAAGCAGUGAGGGGCCUGGUGGGUCUGUAGUUACCAGGCGGUAAGAGAUGCUGAUCAGAAGUUGCAGAAUUUUAGCAUCAUGUUCAGUGUAUUGUACAUCUCUGCAGACACAGGCAGUCGGCUGGAGAUUGGGGGGAUUUGAGGUGGAGAUUCCCCGGAGAGGUGGGGGUCUUUGUGGGGAUUGCACAGUUCCAGUGAGAGCAGUAUGGUGUAAUAGUGAGAGCAGGGGGAAUUGCGACUCAGGACUCCUGGGUUCAGAUCCCAGCUCUGAGAAGGGAGUGAAGUCUAGAUUAGAGCCGGGGGGUGGAAGUGGGAGGCUGGAAUGCUAGGUUCUAUAACCAGCUGAGUUCCUCCCCUCCUCUCUGUGUAUUUGUUCCUCCCAUUCCCACCAUGGGGAUAAUAGUAGUCUCCCACCUCCCAGGGAACCAUGCAACCUCACUAAUUACUGUGUAUUAAGAAGGAUGCAGGUACCAGAGCAGGGAAAGGUCCUUAAUUGGCUGAGGAAAGAAAGGACCGAAAGUCAAUUUGAUGGCAUUUAUCUGGAUGUAAUGCAAUAACUUUUGAACACCGCAUCCAAUUGGGUCAAACCCUUUUGAGUCUCCAAUUGUCUGUAGAUCAAAGAACUGGCUGAUAUGGAAAAUCCCAAAGGAAUGUGGCCUUCUUGGAAAUUCAGAGCCACUUGGAUUGAUCUCUGGCUAUGUGCGUAAGGUGGUCUAUUCAGUUUAUAUCCAUCGCUGGCCAUCUUAUUUGUGCCACCAAAGUUUCUGGUGCCCAUGUGAUCCUUGGCUGUUUAGUGUCAUUCUUUCGUAAACACACUUCGGAACUCAUUGGUCUUCCUUUCUAUAAUAUGUCCACACCAAGAAAGCCACUGAAACCAAAUCCAUACUGUUGGAGGUGGUUGCUGGGUUUGGCUUCAAAUAGCCUCAUUUCUGAUCUUGUCCUGCCACUGGAUCAGGAGCAGUUUAUGCAGAUGAUGAGAAUAUGAUGUUCUUCAGUCUUCCCCAGCGCCCACUUCCAUACAAUAGAAUUAAUAGAACCACGCUUCUUUAGAGCCACAUUUUCAUAGCAAGCUUGAUGUCACAACAUCCCCAAAAAGGUCGCUGAAAGGCCCGAAACACGGCAACCACUGCUACUGUAUAAGUGCCAUCUUUUGAGCAUCCUGCAGCCCUGUCCAUGACACUGGCCAAAUAUAUGACAGUUGCCACUUGCUCAGUCUCCUGUCUGGACAGGUUAAUACUGAGUUGGUUGCAAUCUGGAGCUGGAGGCCACUGGAUGGUAAUAGCUGGGGAUUAAUAACCAGAUCAAUGUGCAAUUGAGACUGAACCAGCAAGACAAUGUCAUUGAUGUAUUUGAGAUCUCAAAGCAGAGUGGUAUUCAGCUCAAUUCCACCCACUUCUGCCUCCUCAAUCUUAUUCGUCAACCGAUCAGUUGUUGACACUGAACAACGAUGGUGUCAGAACUCAGCCUUGUUGAACUUGCGUGAAUAUAGGACACCAUGCUCUGUAUCUGCUAUUGACUCCAACGCAGCUUUCCUUCCAUGAUAGAGCUUCUCUGUCAAGGAUAUCCAGGGAUGUCGUGUCACCUCAUCAGACCUACGGCCUUGUUCAGUGCACUUAAUCAAAGGGCUGGUGGAAAUCUGUACCAUGGCUGUGCAUGGCUUAUUAAGUUCAGCCGUCUUCUCACAAAGCUGUCUCGAGGUAAAGAUCCGGUCAAUCGUGGAACAAUGAGAUCUCAAGCCACACUGUGAAUAUCGUGACCUUCGCAAAAGUGCUUCAUUAAUUCAAGACAUUAACACAGAAGUGAAGAUUUUCCUCCAGACCAACAACAGCAUGAUGCGUCCGUAAUUGCUGCAUUCCCACCUCCCAGGGAACCAUGCAAGUCACUAAUUACUGUGUGUUAAGGAUGCAGGUACCUAAGCAGGGAAAGGUCCUUAUUUGGCUGAGGAAAGAGAGAAAUGACAAUCAAUUUGAUGGCAUUUCUCCGUUUAUCUGGAUGUAACGCGAUAAUUUUUGAACACCACAUCCAAUUGGGCCGAACCCUACUGAGUCUCCAAUUGUCUGUAGAUCAAAGAACAGGUUGAUCAUUGCAAAUCCCAAAGGAAUGUGGCCUUCUUGGAAACUGAGGGACACUCAGACUGAUCUCUGACUAGAUGCUUAAGGUGGUCUAGCUGUAUAUUCAGUUUAUAUCCAUUGCUGGCCUUCUUAUUUGUGCCACCAAAGUUUGAGCCAGAAUAACACCCUUCUUCCAGUCAUGGGGGAUGGUAUUCGUGCACUGGAGGGUCUGAAAGAGCUUAUGCAGCCAAAGGACAACAAUACUCUCACCUGCCUUCCGCAACUCAGGAGUGAUGUUACAAUCUCAUUGAUGGCAAAUAUUGAUACCUUCCAGCUAGCAACACCCCCCAUCUGAGCCCCGUAGUCCCAGCAGAGUUUAAAAUGUUGAGGGAAAAAUGGGAGCCUGGGAUCCCUUGGCAUGGGGGUGGGAGGAAGAGGGGAACCUGAAAUAGAGGCGAUGGGAGGGAGGCACACAGGGAACUUGCAGAGGGAAUAGAAUGAUGCAAGGAUCCCCUAGUGCAGAGGUCCCCAAACUGUGGGGUGGCCCCCCCCUUAGGGGGCCGUGGAGGAACAUUCAGGAGGGCAUGGCGGGCCAGGCCAGCUCCCAUGGGGGACGGGGAGGGAGCACCACCCAGCCACACCCCACCCCCAGCUCUGCUCUGGCCCCACCCCCAGCUGCGGCCCUGGCUCCUGGCCCUACACCUGACCUCGGCCCCAGUCUCGCUGCUGCUCCACGUCCGGCUGGGGGCCCAUCUGCGGCUCUGCUCCCAGCCACAGACCCAUCCGCAGCUGCGUCCCCAGCCUUGGCCUCCUUGUUCCUGUCCAUGUUCCCCUCUGCCCAGAGCUGCGGCCCCGCUUCUGGCCCUGGCUGUGGGGGAGAUGAGGACAGGGAGAAGAGGGGGGCGUGACCCUCAAAAGCUUGAGGACCACUGUCCUAGUGUGUGCAGUUAGCUCAGCCGACAAGCAAUGAAGUGUGCAACUCUCUGGUUACAACUGUAUUUUAUUAUCUGACACUCUCCAGUUCUUUCCCUGCUCUCUUUGUCUGGGUGAGAGGUUACGGCGUGGACAGGAAGGACUAUAGCUGGACUCCCUUGUCCCAGUUUUCAGGGAGGGUCUCCAGCUCAUGUUGUCACAUACUAGGAUGAUUCCUUAACUGCCCUGCGAGGGAUUUUUCUCCAUGUUUCUGGAUGGGGGCUGAGAGAGGUGUUGUUCUUCUGGAAGUGCAGAUUUUGUGGAGUCUAUUUCUCAUGGAAGUCUUUCCCUCUAUUGGUUUCUCUUUUUCCAAAUAAAUUCAUAAUAAAAUAUUUGUUGCACA
Chelonia mydas (Green sea turtle) is the source of this 5525-nucleotide messenger RNA. Its product is annotated as zinc finger protein 566. Gene Ontology annotation, molecular function: DNA-binding transcription factor activity, RNA polymerase II-specific; RNA polymerase II cis-regulatory region sequence-specific DNA binding. The transcript is spliced from 8 exons. Gene Ontology annotation, biological process: regulation of transcription by RNA polymerase II. The record is from RefSeq and is a predicted model, not a curated record. Lineage: Eukaryota; Metazoa; Chordata; Testudines; Cheloniidae. The coding region runs from base 1 to 1869 and encodes 622 amino acids.